UCACUACAAUCAAAUACCAAGCAUUGAAGAGGAAGAUCUGUGGUACCUAAUUAAUGUUCAGCAGCUCUACCUGUCGCACAAUCAGCUCUCUAAUUCUACAGUACACGCUGAAGCAUUCAGGAAUCUAACCAGUUUAACAAGACUGGAUUUAGACAGUAACAGGUUCCAUUAUGUUCCAACCGCUGUCCAAGGAAAAAGUCAUCUUCCAAUCAUCAAUUACUUACGUUUGUACUCCAACUCACUCACUUACAUCCUUGAAGGAACUUUUGCCGAUCUUGAUACAUUACAUUCCCUUUAUCUUUAUUAUAAUGACAUUAUUGUUGUGGAGAAUGGUGCCUUUCCUUCUGGUAUAAGAACUAUUUCCAUGAAUAACAACAAGUUCAACUUCAAGCACGAGAAUCCGUUUUCUAAUCUAUCACUUACCUCUCUCGGUUCACAGGGAAUGUGAUGAAAAAAAUUGGUGCUCGUGCUUUUGAUAACGUGGCGAUGUGCUACAUUGAACUGUAUGGUGCUGAGCUCACGACAAUAUCCACCGAGGCGUUUUAUGAUGUGACAAUUACAUGGGAUUUGGAGAUGUCUAACAGUAAGAUCACUACUUUUGAAGAAAACCCCUUUGUAUCUCUCACAGUGACCCAUGGAGCGCUAAAACUUCAGAAUAAUCUGAUUCAAGUUGUAACAGGAAAGCUAUUUGGCGAUUCUGGGUCAUCUGUUAAUACGUUGGAUCUUUCCAAUAACCAAAUACAAUCCUUGCACGAAGAUGCUUUGAAUGGAGUAUCAAUUAAAGUAAUCAAUUUGAUGAACAACAAGCUGGUUACAUUUCCUUCAAGAGCUUUGAGGAAUCCGAAUCCAACUAGACUUUAUAUGAGUAAUAAUAACAUUCCAACAAUAAAACCUGGAGAGCUGGACACACUCACUAAUCUUCAGUAUUUCACACUUCAACAAAACAGUAUAACAGAGCUGGGCGCCAAUUUGUUUCAAUACCAGACGAAUUUACGAGAAUUAAACCUGAUAAACAAUGCCAUUGGUGUGAUUCAGAGUGGUGCCUUUAAUAAUAUGGGGAGCAUCCAAAGAAUAUAUUUGCAGGGAAAUGAAGUUGUCUUUCUGCCCACGUUUCCCAAAUUGAACAAUCUUGAUACUCUCAACCUAGGGAAUAACCGGAUAGAGAAUCUUGGUCAAGACUGUUUUGGUGGACUCCCAAAGCUAGGAACUUUACAUCUUAAUAACAACAAUUUCGCUUGCGACUGCAACGUCUAUAACUCCAUUGUCGCUGUCAUAAAUGCCCUUUCUCAGAGUAGGGCUGCGACUUGCGCUUCUCCAUCUCGUGUAGCUGCUGUAGAAUUUUAUCCUGGAGGAUCUUAUGAACUACAACCUGUUCAGGAUUUCACAUGCUCACCGGUGAAUAUUACUGCAACAGCCCCGGGAGAUUUCCAGCUGAGAGUGGACUGGUCACGACCCUCCUCACUUUAUCCGCCACUCAUAGUUGAUAAAAACACUACUUAUACGGAUACGUGGAGUAUUACGACUGUCAUAAGUGUGGGGUACAACUCAACGUGCGACAGCGCAGACGCUCCGUCACUCUUUGGCUCCACACAAAGCGAGUUUAUCUUGUUUGUUCAAGCCGAUGGUGUCCAAGCAGGGAUUGACUAUGUGUGCUACGUAACCAUGACAGUAACAGCCUAUAAUGGGACAAACCAAGAUAACAGUACUCAAGGCGAAAUUGAAACUCAGACCUCCCCUAAAAGUGAGGAAGCAACUGUUACUACAUUAGAAGGAAAAGCUCCUGUGACCAAUGUAUCGCUAAACAGUUCCAGUUACUACUUGGACAUUAUUUAUUACGAUUUCCAGUCUUCCCAUGUUGAUUUCACUGGUCUUGGUGCAUUCAGAGGUGAUCUGUAUCGAAAUCCCCAAUAUGUUCAGAGCCCUUAUGGCAGCUGGUUGUCCAUAUCAAGCAGCCCUACCUCUGAUAGUUUCUCUCAGUGGUUUAGACGUUUUUCCAGCCAGAACUAUCAUUAUGAAGAGAAGUUCGAGCUAGGAAAACAGCUGGAGAGAGAUGCAAAUGGGAAUACGGUGUUCCGGCAUUACAACGACAAGUUCUUCCCAGUUGAUGGCCGUGGAUGGGGUGCAGAAGGACAGAGGGACUGCUAUACUAAUGCACUUAGGAACUAUGGUUUCACUGCUGCAAUAAGUACCGGAUUCAACUUUUCUGGUGAUGAAAUUUUUUCCUUCUCUGGCGGUGAAGAAUUGUGGGUAUUCAUUGACAAGAAACUGGUGGUGCAGAUAUUUACUGAUCCAUCAGAAACGGAUGUUCCAUGUCGUUCUAUAAGUUUAGCUGAUGUUGCUUCGACUGAGUCUGUUAUUCCUCAAAAUGGAACAGUAAUCGGAGGAAAAUGCCAAGUCACAGGGGCUUUACAAGCAGAGAAAGUUAGCUUAUCUCUUAAGGUGAAUGAACCAUACCGUUUGGAUGUAUUCGUCGCUGAGAGAUUCCUAUGCAACUCACACAUUUUAUUCCAGUCAAGUGGCGCUUCAUUCCUUCCACCUCUUGACUAUGUGGCUACUGUCAGUGAGAACGCACAUGUUGGCGUUAUUGUGCAGAACGUUCAUAUUGGAGACGCUUUCUCGUCUGGGCCUUACAACGUCGACAUUUUGGAAGGAAAUGAGCAAGACCGAUUCGAAAUUAAAAAUGGGGCCUACGCAGCACCAUCUGCACCCACCACUCCUUCUCCGCCCACUUUUAUCCUUGACGGAGAGUCAAUUGUGUUGUGUCCCAAUGCUACUGAUGAUCGAGUACUUCCAAUACCUUCAGUUAAUUCAGGAAUUCAGUCAUUCACCUCCAUUGCCACAUCUAUAGCUAAACUAACGCUGAAAGAGCCUUUGGAUUUUGAGUACACCUCAUAUUAUCUGUUAUACCUAAGGAUAACCGAUACUGUUAAAGGAUGGACAGGCAACAUUUCAAUCAAAGUUGUUGUUGAAGACUACAAUGAUCACUGUCCAUUUUUGAAAGAAGUCAACAUAGAUUUAGACCUGGAGCCAAUCCCACCACUUCGCAAAGAAGCGUUCUUCACGGCUGUAGCCACUGAUAAAGACAGCGGUGUGAACGCUCGGAUCACAUACAACGUUAGCGAACCAGAGAGAAUUCCGCACAUCAACGCCACGAAGUUUUAUGUCAAUAAUGGUACUGAGGUGGUGUGGAGCAAUAAGACUGUGAAAUGGACCUACAAAUACUUCGUAUUUGCUGUGGAUGGAGGUUCACCAAAACGCGGUGAUGGUAUCCCUUUGAAUAUCACAUUUGAUGCUACUUGCGAAGUGACGGGGGCUGUUGUAGCUGAUCCAGGUACUGGUGAGGUGUUCUUUAGAGCGCCUGGGCUUACAGGAUCUGAAUACCCUUUAAACUCCACCGAAAAGCCGAGAUGUCGCGGGUGCACUCAUGGAUAUUUCUGUGUUGGAGAUGGAACUGAAGAGCGAUGUGGACUCGCUUCACCAACAGAAUUCUCCUUUGGUUCCGCAGCGACAUGUUCACCUUGUCCCGAGGGAUGGCUCUGUGUGAAUGGUACCGCGCUCCCUUGUCCAGAGAGUACACAUGUCAAGUGCAAUUCAACGUGGUGCCCCGAGAAUUGCUUUGACUGUGAACCUGGUACAGUUUGCUUUGAGGGAAGGAAGCACGACUGCACACCAGGACGAUACAGCGAUGGAAAAGGCUUCCCAUGUACGCUUUGUCCUCCGGGUAGCUUUAAUAACGUGUCUCGUGCACAAACCUGUGAGUGUUGCCAGGAUGGUUACACCAGCACAUACAUGAAGACCAGUUGUCGGCAAUGUCCUGCCAAUGAAUGGGCAAAGCACGGAAGUUUCCCGAACUGUUCCAUGUGUCAGACUUGUUUUAAUCCUGAGGACUGCCCAUGUUUGUCCAACGGCACCUGUUUUCCUGGUGUAAGCUGUCUUAACGUCGGAGUUGGUCAGUCGAAAUGUGGUCCGUGUCCUAAAGGUUAUGAAGGCGAUGGAAGGACCUGUACCGACAUUAAUGAGUGCACAAAAGCCAGCCCCUGCUAUGAGAGCGAUAAAUGCGAGAAUCUCGUCCCUGGUUACCAGUGUAACGCCUGCCCAGAAGGAUAUAGAGGGAACGCUCCGUCGGGUGUUGGUCUGGAAGAUGCUCAGAAUUCCAAGCAAGUCUGUGAGGAGAUUGACGAGUGCAAAGAGGGAAUCAGCAGCUGCGAUCCAAAUUCACAAUGUAUCAACACAAAUGGAAGCUUUACAUGUGGCCCUUGCCAUCCUGGUUUUAUUGGUGACGGCUACUUAGGCUGUAACCCUGGUGACCUUUGUACCAAUAACUCACACACUUGCCAUGAAAAUGCACUGUGUACUCAGACUGGUGCCGGAAGAUUCAAGUGCAGGUGUAAGGAUGGGUAUGGCGGUGAUGGAGAGGAGUGUGAAAUCGAUCCAGAUCUUGAUGGAAUUCCUUCCGUGGGCUUAAGUUGCACCUUGCCAAACUGCUUCAAAGAUAACUGUCCAAGUGUACCUAACACGGGUCAAGAGGACAGUGAUGGUGACACGGACGGUAAUGCUUGUGAUGAAGAUGACGAUAAUGAUUUGAUAAUUGACAAAUUAGACAACUGUCAAUUUGUGAAGAAUCAGGACCAGUCUGACGCGGAUGGUGACGGGAUAGGCGACGUAUGUGAUAACUGCGUCAAUCAACCUAAUCCUGAUCAACUGGACAGUGACGGGGAUGGUUUUGGAGAUGCAUGUGACACUGCUGAUCCUGACGGCGAUGGAAAAACUACUGAUAACUGCCAAUUUGUCAGUAAUCCAGCCCAGAACGAUACAGAUGGUGACGGUGUUGGUGAUGCCUGUGAUAACUGCCCUUCAGUGAGUAAUAAUGCUCAGACUGACUCCUAUCAAAGUGGAUAUGGUGAUGUUUGUUUCGGAUCUGGGAAAGACAAGGAUGGCGAUGGCGUACCAGAUGGUUAUGACAACUGUGUUGAUCUCCCAAAUGGCGAACAGGCAGACACUGAUAACGACGGCAUAGGAGAUGCUUGUGAUGACGAUCAGGACAAUGACAAUGUUGGCAAUCAUGAUGAUAACUGCCGUUUAGUGAGCAAUGCUGGUCAAGAACAUGUUAACUUGAAUUACGACCCGAGAGCGAGACCUGUUGGAGAUGCUUGUGUUGAUGAUUAUGAUGGAGAUGGUGUCCAUGACAACGAUGAUCACUGUCCUUAUGUGAAACAUCUCAGUAAGACAAGCUUCACAGAUCAUUUCACUGUGGACCUGUAUUCUGGACACUCGGAUGAACUUCCUGUCUGGAGAGUCGCUAAAAGUGGUAUUGACGUUGAAGAAAUUACUAACACCUCAUCAAAGCACCCUGCUAUGCUUAUCGGUCAAGUCCGAUAUGGUCCCGUUGACUUCAGUGGAGUACUCUAUGUGAAGGAGAGUGAGUCAGCCGAUUAUGUCGGCCUGGUGUUUGGUUAUCAAUCAAACCGCAAAUUCUAUGUGGUGAUGUGGAGAAGAGAGAACAGUAAUUUUAAGGAUCUGAACGAUAGGGCAGGAAUUAAAGGAGUCCAGUUGAAGCUUGUCGAUUCAAACACGGGGCCUGGAAGUACGUUGGCGCAAGCGCUGUGGCAUUCUGGAGAUACCAAUAACCAGGUAAAGCUUCUGUGGCAAGAUCCCAAAAUGGAAGGAUGGAAAUAUGAAACCUCUUACGCCUUUCACGUGUUCCACAGACCUUCCAUCGGUCUUAUUAGAGUACAAAUUAAACAUGGCGAAACAGUACUUUUUGAAUCAGGUGAUGUGUAUGAUACAACGAUUACUGGGGGAAGACUGGGUAUGAUGGUUUUCGGCCAGCAGGAUGUUAUCUGGUCCAGACUAGAAGCCAGAUGUAUUGAAAGGGUAAAUCAAGCUUUGCAGUUUGAUGGUGUCGAUGAUCACGUAACCCUUCCAUCCAUUCAUAAUCUUGGUUUAACAGACAGUUUUACGAUCAGCACUUGGGUUUGGAUGGCAGCGGAUUAUCCCAUUACCGACAUGCCCAUCGUGUGUAGUCUGGAUGCUAAACUGUGUUUGUACUUGAAAAACAGGCAAGUCUAUGGGAACAUGGGAUCGUCUGUGGCCCAAGGAUCAGAAGUGAUCGAGCCCGAAGAAUGGCAUCACCUGGCCUACAGAUAUGACGCCCAAACCUACCAACUUGAACUUUUUGUAAACGGUUCAUCCGUUGGAUCAAAGAGUGAUGUAUUGCCUCACACCUGGUCGUCUCGUGACCUUCUUUAUGUGGGCCGUGACAACAGUAAUUACUUGAAAGGAACUGUGGAUGACUUGACUCUGUGGGGGGUGUAUGUCGAAGACGCGGAUAUUGUUAAUUACAUGAAAACUGCCGGCCUGUCGUUACCCAUCCACAAGGGUGUGGUCAGAGCACAUUUCAGUAUGGACGAGACUUCUGAUUCAAUCAUUCUUGAUCAAGCGGGAAAUGGUUACCAUGGAAAUCUAAUUGGCGGAACAAGUUUCGUCGCGAGCUCUGUCGACAAGAACCGUUUUGUACUAACAUUCCCAAACAAUAAGAGGAGGAGACGAAGAAGUGUAAAUACGCCCUGGUCGCAACACAAUGAACUCUAGGAAUAGGAAACUUGUUGUUGUUGUUAUUUUAUUUUUUUUUUUUUAUUUUUUACAAUUCUUUUUGGUUGAACACUCACAAAUGUCAACUUGAACAAUAUAAAUGUAGAACGUGCUUAGUAUGCUUCUGAUGCAGGCCGCUAGCAACUGUUUUUGACCUUUUUUGAACUAUUUAUUGUAUUUAAGGUACACUAGGUUGUGAAAGAACUCAUAUUUUUGAUACGUGAAAUUGAUGUUAUUUGAUUGAGUGAUAAUGUUUAUUUAAAGCUUUUUGCAUAAUACUAGUCUUCGAAGUCGAGCUGAUAUUAAGUCUUUAUUAAGAAAAAAUUUUUCCAAUCGUUAUUUAGUUUCACUCCAUUCGCUAAAACAAUUUUGAAUUCUAAAAGUUACUGAAAGUAUUUUGUGCUUUUUGAUAGCAUACACAUGUACGUGUUGCAGACAAGAAAAGUACACAAUGAUAUUUAUAUUUGUUUACUUCUUCAAAAGUUACAAGCGAUUUUAUAUUUGCAACCAAGGUCAAAAUUGAGGGAAAAUUCCCUCUUUCCCACCUCUAAAUGUUGGUGACGCGUAAAUUGGACUCCACCAAAACAGUCCAAAAUUGAUCAGUUAACACAUACUUUUCCUUGCAACAUGGUACGGCUCGUACUGAAUCCAGCGAACAGUUAAUGGAAA
Molecule: messenger RNA, 7260 nt
Organism: Stylophora pistillata
Lineage: Eukaryota; Metazoa; Cnidaria; Anthozoa; Scleractinia; Pocilloporidae
Biological process (GO): homophilic cell-cell adhesion
Cellular component (GO): extracellular region; membrane
Molecular function (GO): calcium ion binding; protein binding
Source: RefSeq, a predicted model, not a curated record